This is a messenger RNA of Oppiella nova, 4544 nucleotides long. Lineage: Eukaryota; Metazoa; Arthropoda; Arachnida; Sarcoptiformes; Oppiidae. The record is from the annotation of a GenBank genome assembly.
AUGAAGAGUGCGGCGUCUUCUUCAUCAUCGGGCAGUGAGAGGGCUAAUGGAAGUGCUGUGGGCUAUGAACUAGAGGACAGUAAAUCAAAGUCCAACAGCAGAAUGAGUUGUGCGAGUGAUGACAGUUGUGCUAUCAAUGAACUAUUGGAGGGACGUAUGGACCUCACUGUGAAACUGCCUAAAAAUGGUAGUCCUGUUGUGAUUAACGUCGAAAGACGGACACCAAUGCUUGACUUAUUGGUCAACAUAUCUACUCAAUACCGGUUCAAUGCCGCCAAUUAUACCAUUAAUGCCGGUAAUCACGAAUUUAAGGCCAGUACUCCUAUCGGCACUCUCGAUGUCAAUCAGAUCGCAAUUAUUCCUAAACCUAUUAAAAGCAAUUCACUAAAAAGCAAUAGUCCUUCGGCUGUACCCUUUCAGACGACAUUCAGACUACAGGUUAAUUUACCUCGAAAUCAACUGAUGGUUCUUAGGGUUACACCCAAUGCCACGAUUGCUGCCAUUAAGCAGAUUAUAUGCAGUGAGAAAGCACUGGACGCUAAUAAAUACCAAUUGGUUCGGUUCGCCGGCAAUAGUGAAGGACCCCAUGUGUUGGACCCCAACAAGACUUUGGCCUUCUAUACACUCAACGAAGUGACUCUCAUAUCAAGCAAAUCACUCUCACAAAUUGAGAUGCAAUACGGGGCCACUACCACCCAGACACAGGUUGACAUGUCUCCCUCGCCCGCCAGUGUCUCUGUCAAUAAGAUUCAAAUGAAUUCAAUGAUUAUAAGUCAAUCAAAUCCAGACAUUAGGACUAUAGAUGAGAAGUCAGUAUUAAAUCACACGACAACUGGGAAGCAGCAAAAGAAACGACAGGCGCCCCCUCCGCCCAAACACUCGUCCGCCACUCUUCCCAACAGAACAUUGCCGACAGAAAUGAAUUCAUAUAAAGAGGAGAAAAAUGUGACAAAUGUGCAGAAAAUGGAGACAAAUGAGAAAAGUGGUGAUCGAUUGACUGAAACUAUAAUUGAAGAGAAACCAGUGCUUAAAGUCCCCCAAAACAGUGUCUCUCAUAUGCGACAGAAUUCCGGUUCGGAUUCGAGUGGUUAUCACGAGUCAGUGCUCAGCAGUAGUGACUCUCCGGAGUCCACUUCGGCCACAACUGCCGCCAAAUCAAUAUUAAAUCACACGACAACUGGGAAGCAGCAAAAGAAACGACAGGCGCCCCCUCCGCCCAAACACUCGUCCGCCACUCUUCCCAACAGAACAUUGCCGACAGAAAUGAAUUCAUAUAAAGAGGAGACAAAUGAGAAAAGUGUUGAUCGAUUGACUGAAACUAUCAUUGAAGAGAAACCAGUGCUUAAAGUCCCCCAAAACAGUGUCUCUCAUAUGCGACAGAAUUCCGGUUCGGAUUCCAGUGGUUAUCACGAGUCAGUGCUCAGCAGUAGUGACUCUCCGGAGUCCACUUCGGCCACAACUGCCGCCAAAUCAAGUUUAAUGACAACAGAGAUAUCUAAUGUCAAUAAUACUAAGUCAGGCACUACUAAGAAACGUCGCGCUCCACCGCCACCCCCUUCCACACUACAUUCUCAAUGCAUGAGUGAUGUGAGUCUUCCACUUUCCACAUCGUCCUCAUCGAGUGGCACCGCCUCCUCUAUCAAUAACAGAAGUCUUUCCCCUAUUGUCAUCACACAAACCAAUGGUUCGUCAACACCUCUGCAGAUAUCCCUCGACUCCAGAGAUACUUCAUUGGACUCGGAGUCAGGAUUGCAAUCAUUGACUAAAUCGGAGGAACAUUCUGUUGAAUGCCAACCAAAUGAGACACAAAAUGACAACUCUUCGGAAAAUAGAGACAAUAAAAUUGAAAUAAAAGAAACGACAGAUAUUUCAUGCGAUUUCAAAGAAUCGGAUCAUUCAGACAACAGUUCUCUAAAAAGUUUAGAAACAAAAGGGAAUCGAGAGGAAGAGGCAUCAAGUGUUGAUCCAUUGGAGGUGACUAUUAUUAGCAAAGACACAAACAGUGAAUGUCAAGACAUUAGCCUCAGUCUAAAUGCAGACCAAUUAGAGCCUCCAUUAACCACUGGAACUACUUUAGAGGCAACAGAGAGCCAACUUAAAGUUGAAGUCAAUUGUAUUUCUUCGGCACCUAAUUUCAAUGACAAUGAAUGUGAAGCACAGGUGAUGGCAAGGGAUAUAUGCACUGAAAAUACAGCGGACAAUGAGACAGAGGCAGAGUUAGGGGAGAUGGCGAUGAUGUCAAUGCCAUUACCGCCGCCGUCGCCCUUCCAGAACAGCAAUCACGAAGAGAACAGCUCUUUGCAUGACUCGAGUGAGGGUCAGACCAUUCAAGAGAUUAGUCGUGAAGUGAGCGAUAAUUUUAAGGACGAAUACAUUUCUAGUGAACAAUCGAUUAAUAGUUAUGAAAGUUUGCAAACAAAAGACGAAACAAUCGUUAAGUCAAUAGAAACGACGGCAACGAGCGAUGGCUAUAAACAGGAUGAAAGGGAACCGAUUGUUGGCGACGAUGACUCACUCGACAGAGAAAUUGAAGUAACCUUACAGUCGCUCAAUGAUGAGUUGGAUCGACUCGACUCGAUCGACCACAUCGAGAGCCAACUGUCCGCUGAUGAACAGUCACUGCAAGCAAUCCAAGUGAACAAUAGCUCACAAUCUACUGAUUCCGACAAUACUAUCAAUAAUAAUAAUAACGUUAAUAGUGUUGACAGACAAACAAAAGAUGAAACAAACAAUACCACAAAUGUCUCGGUUAUAGUGAAACCAACGAAUAGCAGUACUCCUGCUAUGGAGACCAUUAGAAACCAAUUCGAGAGACAAUCGCCAACCCCUUCGCCCACACCCAGAGUUAUAUCACUCGACAAUAAAAGUAAAUCCGUUGCGAACCACAAAAGUGAAGCAGAACUUAAAGUUUCAUCCAAUGGUAAAACCACUGUAAUUAUCAAUACGAGUGAAACAUCGACUCCGCCGCCACCGCCUCUUUCGCCGAUAUCAUCCACUUCUAUGUCUCCGAGUCCUACAAACGAGGAUAAGGUGUCGAUCACCGACGAAGUGAGACAAGUGUCACGACCGCGCGUUAAACUCACAAACUUUUCCAUUGGUUCCUAUAAGAAAGAAGUAGACAUUUUUGAGGACAGCCCUAAAAUAUGGAGAGCAAACGCGCCCUCGACCGCACCCGCACUCAAAUCUGGCACAAAGUCGGUCGUGACGUUCCCUUCUGUGAAGAAAGACGAGAAAAUGAGGCCUUCUAUCAAUCAAAACACAUCAAAGGUUAACAUAACAUCCACUUCCACUACCAUUUCCACUACAACUCUCCCUAAGCCGUCGUCACCUGUUAUACAGACUCUUAUAACAAGUGCGCCCAAAAUCAAUCGAAUCCAAUCAUGGAGUGGACACAAGAAUGUUGGCUUUGAUGAUAAAAAGAUCAAAGAGUCGGUUAAGACAAAUGAGAGGUAUGUCUCGCAGAUUGCCAUUAAUAGAGAUACAGUUCCCACGCCAAGUUCAACGCCAAGUCCAACGCCAAGCAAAGAAUCGGAUGAAGGAUUAAGAUCGCCUCAACUCGUUGUCCAAUCGUUGAUUGCAAGAAAUGAGGAGAGACUGAAUAGGUCGCCCUCUCCUAAACUAAUACCACAAAAAGUGGAACCAAUACCACAAAAAGUGGAACCAAUACCACAAAAAGUGGAACCAAUACCACAAAAAGUGGAAUUAAAACCACUAAAAGUGGUAUCAAUACCGCCAAAAGUGGAACCAAUAGCACAUAAAGUGGACCCAAAACCAGGGAGAGUGGAGCCAAUGAAAGGACAUACAAAUACUACUAAUACUAAUAACACUACGAUUUCCAUAAAAGCCGGUUCAGAAUCUGUCAUUAGAUUCAAUACUAAACACAAUUUGGAUAAAAUUAAUAACGAAAUUAAUUCUAAACAGAAUAACUCACAGAAUAAUUAUAAGCCAUCAGAUUUUAAAUUAAAGACCAAUCAAACAAUACAAUCAAAUAAAGCUGCUAAAGAGGAACCCCCGAAAAUGUCUACAACACCAUCAUCACCAGUGCCACCACCAGUGCCGCCACCAAUACCCCCACCAGUUCCACAGAAUAUUCCUUCAUUUAAGAGCAAUACUUUGCCCAAAAACCCGGUCAAUACAAAAAUAUUCCACACAAAGGGCUGGAGUAGUGAUAAAGCCGUGCGAAGCGGUGAAGUGCCAAAAGUAAAACACGUCGAACCGCCCAACAAUUCGGUCAAUUCGGUCGAUGUUAGGGACCAACUGCUCAACGAUAUUAAAAAUUUCGGCGGAAAGAACUCACUUAAAAAGGUAUCGAAGAACACAUCGUGGAAACUGGAGGUGAAUGCCGUCAAGACAUAGCCUCAACAUUAUAUAGAUUUGCGUUACUAUUUUUAAUCGUUUAACAGAUUUUUAACAAAAAGAAAAAAUAUAUUUAUCAAAAUAAAAUGUCAUUGAUUUUUAUUUUACUUUAAACUGCAAGUGUUUGAAAUCUAAUUUGUUGCGAUGUUUCGGAUCCAUGAAACAUGAUAUGAAAAGUCUAAUAGCGG